Ctenopharyngodon idella (grass carp) is the source of this 5315-nucleotide messenger RNA. It is a transcript of the gene igfbp2b, whose product is annotated as insulin-like growth factor binding protein 2b. Bases 127 to 927 code for a protein of 266 amino acids. The record is from RefSeq and is a predicted model, not a curated record. Gene Ontology annotation, cellular component: extracellular region. Gene Ontology annotation, molecular function: insulin-like growth factor I binding; insulin-like growth factor II binding. The transcript is spliced from 4 exons. Gene Ontology annotation, biological process: regulation of insulin-like growth factor receptor signaling pathway. NCBI's taxonomy places the organism in Eukaryota, Metazoa, Chordata, Actinopteri, Cypriniformes, Xenocyprididae.
CAUGACAGCAAAUAGGACCCAGCAGAGCUCUCCGGCGAACCUCACCUGUCCCCAAACGCACUUUUACUUUUCCACCUGAAGUCGCCUGCAGAAUCCCGACAUCUGUCAGGUCUUAAAGAUAACGGCAUGUUUUGUGCAUUGCUCUGCAGUUUGUUGCUCCUGCACGGCUCGGUCGGGGAGAUCGUGUUCCGCUGCCCGAGCUGCACCGCGGAGCGCCAGGCGGCGUGUCCCAAGCUCACCACCUCUUGCGAGAUUGUCAGGGAACCGGGUUGCGGUUGCUGUCCGGUUUGCGCACGGCAGAAGGGCGAGCAGUGCGGCGUCUACACGCCGAGAUGCGGGAGCGGUUUGAGGUGUUACCCGAGUGCGAAUUCAGAGUUACCACUGCAACAGCUGAUACAGGGACUAGGACAAUGCGACAACAAAGUGGACCUGGAGCCCACCAUGACCAACCAGGAGUCAGGACACAGUGGAGAAGUAAAUGGCACGCGCUCCCCUCCAGUGAAGAAGACCGGCAAAGAAAACACCUACCAGCACUACAAGGAAAUGGCUGUGAAGCAGCAUCACAACAGUAAGAAGAUCAGGAUGUACACCACCCAGGAUGAUCCCAAAACGCUUCCGCCCAAACAGAGCCAGUGUCAGCAGGAACUGGAUAAAGUGUUAGAGAACAUCUCCCAGAUGACGUUCCAUGACAACAAGGGACCUCUGGAAAAUCUGUAUGACCUGAAGUUUCCCAACUGUGACAAGACAGGACAGUACAAUCUUAAACAGUGCCACAUGUCCAACCAUGGACAGAGGGGCGAGUGUUGGUGCGUCAACCCCUUCACUGGUGUCCAGAUACCCUCAUCCCCCAAAGUGAGGGGGGACCCCAACUGCAGCCAAUACUACGGUGGUCCUGAGCUGGAACCGCCCACUGCCCAGCAGAAAUAGACGCUCCAUCAGUGAGAUGCCCCGGGUCGCAAACGAGGAGUGUUAAAGCGAGUGCAAGAGCGACGUGCAUGUGUGUAAUUCUGUACAUGUAUGUGUGUGUAUUUUCGAAAUAGUAUGAUCUGUAUUGUCAAUAGGAGUGUGGAAAGUCACAUGCCAGCAAAGACAAGUCAAGGACAGAUAGUUAAACUUCUCAAAUCCAGAUAACUGUACUCCAAAUUUAACUCUCAGUGAUUGUUUUUUUUUUUUUUUCUGCCUAUUUAUAGGCUCAUCUGGUGCCUUUUAAUCUUGUGACUGAAUAUGGUUGCAUGGAGGCCCUUAUACAGCAUUUGCAGCUGUUCGGUGUGAAGAUGUGUCCGUUUAAUUCUCUCUUUUGUUUUUGGAGACCCAAUAAAAAUGGUUGCAUGUUUAUUGCAUCAUUGGUCACCAGAAACAAAUUAUAGCAAAUGAAAAUGCACAACAGCAGCAACUUGACAUUCCAAAUUAUGAAACCAAAAAUUAUGACUCGUUGACAGAGAAAGCGGAGGGGUCGUGAUUUGUUGGCUGAUUUAAGAGGGUCUUUGCAUGAGAGGCUGGAGGCCAUUUUGACUACUUGAGUACCCAACAGAUAAAUCAACCUUGAGUACUCAAGUGCCACUUUUCCGCAUGAGUGUUGCAUUAAGACCAUGCAUUCAAAACAUUUUUAAAAUGUUUCUCUAAACCACUGCUUUUGUUUCCAUUCAGUUGCCUUGGGCUAAAAGUCACCGUGUACACAAGUUACUAUGUGGUGUUACCGCAAAUUUCUGUCCCUUUUACCAAUCGGAGCACAAAGAGCUAAAAGACUAAAAUGUCACAGAAACAAAUGCUAAAUUGAAAAUGAGGCCCCAUUUUGGUACAUAUUACUGAACUUGAAUCAGCAUCAUAUGUUUUGUAGUUCACUCAAUUAAGUGCGUUUUCACAAUCGAUAAUUGCUGUCGCUUCCAGGUACUCAAGAUCUGGCCAUCCUUGCUCCUGGCGGCUGAUAGACCUCUGUUCUCGUGCUGUCUCUCGACCAUGUGGUUGAAUGCAGGUGGUGUAUGUAUGUGUUUGUAGAGUGGGGAUCAGCGUUUACUAAUGAUGUGCUGACAGAGGGCUAGAUUUGGACACAGGGCUGACAUUGACAAAUGCGAUAUAAAGUGGGUUAAGUGCCUAUAAAUAAACACAGGUUUGCCUGCAGUGCCAGUGGGCUGUGGCUCACCUUGCUUCACUCUCAUCUGCAGAGGGAUGUGUUGGGGAUUGGCAAGGGUGAUUUUGCCCAGUGUAACGUUUGAAUGUGGAGUUGAAGAGUUCUCUGAAGGAAUGUGAAGGAAAAAAAAACCCCAUUAUUUUUUCCUCCUUGGAUAGCCCAAUGCAACACACUUUUCUAAACAAAAAAGCUUGAAGUUAGUGAAAGUAUAUGAUUUAUUCUUGGUCACAGUUGAAACCUGUGGGGAACUACAGGGUUAGACUCAGUUGGUCCAAUAGAAAAUUGCAAAUAAUGAAGUAACAUACAGUGGGGUCCAAAAGUCUGAACCUUGAAUUCAAAAUCUAAUAAAAUCUUACCAACAGCUUGUGUCAGCGCAAACCCUCUUUUGGUGUUAAAAAACUACUGUCAGGAUUUACUAAAGACACACAGUGAAAAAUUAACUCUGAAAAUCCAUGGACAAAGUUAUUUUUGCAGCUGACCUUAUUGCAUUUGUAGGAGUUUCCCUUUCAGAUGCAAAAUUUAUGGAAGGAGAGUAUUUAAAUGAAUCAUGCAAGGUGAUUUACUAAGGUUUGUGCUAGUCAAUUUACUGGUAUUUGUGCCAUUAUUUACUGCCCAAAAAAAGCAUGUCAUGCGCUCUCACACCCAAUUGUCUUGUUUAGUAAAUCUGGCCCUUAGUAUUCUGGAAACAAACAAACAAACAAAAAAAAAAAAUCAAAUUCUGCACUAUCUAGGUCACUAUUCAGUAAGUAAAUGUGUAAAGUUUGGGGUCCAUAAGAUUUUUUUUUUCUUUAAUGAGCACACUGUGUUUAUUUGAUUAUAAAAAAGCAUUGUGAAAUAUUACUGUUUUCCAUUUUAAUACAUUAUGAAUUAUUAAUUAUUUUUUUGAUGGAAAAGCUGAAUUUUAACUACUUUUACGCCAUUACUCCAGUCUUCAGUUUCACAUGAUCCUUCAGAAAUCAUUCUAAUAUGCUGAUUUGCUGCUCAAGAAUCAUGUCUUAUUAUCAAUGUUGAAAGCAGUUGUGCUGCGUAAUAUGUUUGUGGAAACAGCAAUACAUUAUUUUAGAAUUAUUUGAUGAACAAAAAGUAAAAAAAAAAACGAAACCAAAAACUGCAUUUAUUUAAAAUUGAAAUCUUUUGUAACAUUAUGGGCCCUAUUUUAAUGAUCUAAGCGCAUGGCGCAGGUGCGCUUAGGGCGUGUCCGAAUCCACUUUUGCUAGUUUAACGACAGAAAAAAUGGUCCAAAAGGGCUGUUCCUAGUCUGUUAAUGAGUCAUGGGUGUGUUUUGGGCGUAACGUGCAAUAAACCAGUCAGAGUCUCAUCUCCCAUUCCCUUUAAAAACCAGGUGCGCUUGCACCCGCCUAUAGGCACAUAUUACUAACUAAAAAAAUAAAAUAAAAUAAAAAAAUACUGCGGCAUUUACUUUAGACCAGGUUUUUGUUGGUCAAUGUUGCAGUCGUUUUCAGUUGUCUUAAAAUAGCAACACGCCAACAAUGUGCAAAAUAGCAAGCACGCCCAUGGGCGAACAGAUGGGCUCGAGUGCAUUUGCUAUUUAAACAACAUAGCGCUGGACGUAAAAAUGAUAAUUGCUUUGGGCUGAAGCUAGCAAAAAACACUUACAUUGUGCCUAGCAUCGCAUUGCGCCGGGUGUAUGAUAGGGCCCCUAUGUCUUUACUGCCACUUUUCAUCAAUAUAAUGCAUCCUUGCUGAAUAAAAGCAUCAAUUUCUUAAAAAAAAAAAAAAAAAAAUCUUACUGACUUCAAUCAUUUCCCCAAAUCAAAACUAAAUAGAUAUGGCCAGUGGGAUUUAAUGGGUUACAUUGCUCUGUUAGCAGGUGAGACCUGUAACAGCCUGUUCACACGAACAGUGGUUUUAACGCUGGAGGUCCCCAGAUCGAUGUACUGUUGGAUUGUUCUGGGCGUUCCUACUGCUGCAUGUUCUGACGUUAUUGGUGGCCUGUGUAAAUGGCCAUAGCUUUUGAAAAUCUGAUCAGUACCCAGGUGCUGCUCAUAAAUUUAACUUUUUAAAUUUCGAUUCACAUAUUUUCAAUGUAGCCUCGCCUUAGACUUUUGGGUGCCACUGUAUGUGACCUUAUUGUCAUGUUGCUGGAAAUUGGAAAUCAUUGUCAGUGUGAACGACAGUUAAGGGUUGUUAAGAGGCGGCAGCUGCUGUAACAUCUCUUGAUUAAGUUAUCUUUUCAUUUAGUACCCAUAUCUCUUACUCUUUUUAUCUUUUACCCAUCUGUCUCUCUCUUUCCCAUCCUCUCCCUCGCUGUGAGCAUUGAAUAGAACAGCUCAAUCCAGAAAUAGAAGUCGAUUAAGCUUUAGCAUUGAUCCUAAUGUGUUAGACAGUGUUCAGCCCAGCGUUUGCUUUUGUAGCUUAGUCUUUAUGAUAUAUUAACACAUUAACCUCCAGUAGCUUUCACAGUAUUACCACAUCUCGCUCGCCUUUAGUAGUAGCUUACAUGUAUUUACGUUACCUAGUUAGCAUUGUGCUAACUACCGCUACAAACUGCCCCUCGUGUGAUUUUGGUGCCUCACAGAUAGAUUUGCUGAGACACGGGUUACGAGUUUUCCGUUUUGGUUUGUUUCCAAAAUAGAUUGCUGCCUAGCCUCCGGUGGUACAGUACAUUUUACGGUAGCUCGAGUUUGGCCUAGUUUGAAAACAGUGCGAAACCAAUCCCUGUGGUUUUCGGGCAUAUUGAUUUGCCAGAGUGGUUCCGAUGGGAUGGAAGUGUUCAUGUAUGCGUGUGUGUGUGUUUGUGUGUACUUGUGUGAACGUUUCGAUGCUGUGCCAUGCCUGGAGCCAGUGUGACGGUGGGAAGGAUUGCUUGCCAUCUGGUGCAGUGUAAAACUGUCAGAGCCGGUCUCUGCAUUUGGAGAGUCUCACACAAAUGACAGGGGGAAUUUCUUGAGCAAAUCCAAAGCCAUGUACCAUGCCAGCAUCUCACAUGCCUUUUUUUUUUUUUUCUUUAUUUCAUUGCGUAUCCUGUGUGUCACGAGAUGCGGUGGUUUUAAAUAACAUACAUUACUCCAAGCAUGUGUCCACUGUCAUGCGAAUGGUGCAUGAACUGAGUUUUCUGUACAACUGCAAUGGAAAAAGCCAUAAAUGCAUGCAAAAAUAGACAUUGGUUUUAAAUUCUUGUAAUAAAAUCCAGCAUGAUUAAAUGUAUUACCUUUCAGACACAUAA